Messenger RNA from Nicotiana tabacum (common tobacco), 1851 nucleotides. Its product is annotated as CMP-sialic acid transporter 5. Gene Ontology annotation, molecular function: pyrimidine nucleotide-sugar transmembrane transporter activity. Lineage: Eukaryota; Viridiplantae; Streptophyta; Magnoliopsida; Solanales; Solanaceae. Gene Ontology annotation, cellular component: Golgi membrane. Gene Ontology annotation, biological process: pyrimidine nucleotide-sugar transmembrane transport. The record is from RefSeq and is a predicted model, not a curated record.
ACCAAUGCACGGCAAAGAGACUUCACUUUCUUUUCAAAUUCACUGCUCUUUGCCUCUUUCAUCUCAUCUCCUCAAUUGAAUUCAAAAACUUUCAGAUCCAACAAAACACAAAUCAAAAUCAAAAACUAAUUUCUUCACUGAUCGAUCGAUUAAUUAGAAAAUUACAGCUAUAAAUAAUACGCGCAUUUACGCAAUAAUAAGUUCGAGAUGAAUGGAGUGGCGGAAUGCAGCGUUUGCCACUCGAAAUUAGGAGUUUCGCCUAACACGAGAACGGUUUCUAAAGCUUACGAUCAUCAUCGCACUGAUGUGUCGUUGAAAACACGCGCUUUCAACGUUUUUUUGGUUGUCGGUGAUUGCGUGUUGGUCGGUUUACAGCCUAUACUUGUAUACAUGUCUAAAGUUGACGGCAAAUUCGAAUUCAGUCCCAUUAGUGUUAAUUUCUUGACUGAGUUAGCAAAAGUUGCAUUUGCAGUAGUAAUGCUAUGCUUACAGGCUCGAAGCCAGAAGGCCGGCGAGAAGUCUCUUCUCUCUUUCUCCACAUUGUUCCAGGCUGCUCGGAACAAUGUGCUUCUGGCUGUUCCAGCUUUGCUUUAUGCUAUUAAUAACUACCUGAAGUUUAUCAUGCAGUUAUAUUUUAACCCUGCUACUGUAAAGAUGCUGAGUAACUUGAAGGUUUUGGUAAUUGCAAUCUUGUUAAAGAUGAUUAUGAAACGUCGUUUUUCCAUAAUUCAGUGGGAGGCUCUUGCACUAUUGCUUAUUGGCAUCAGUGUGAAUCAGCUGCGCACUUUACCGGAAGGUGCAACAGCUUUGGGUCUUCCAGUGACAACAGGGGCAUAUUUGUAUACCAUGAUUUUUGUCACUGUUCCUUCACUGGCUUCUGUCUACAAUGAAUAUGCUUUGAAGAGCCAAUUCGAGACUAGCAUUUAUCUUCAGAAUUUGUUUUUGUACGGAUAUGGUGCAAUCUUCAACUUCCUAGGCAUACUUGGAACUGCCAUUUUCAAAGGACCUGACACUUUGGAUAUCUUACGGGGACACUCACGAGCAACAAUGUUUUUAAUAUGCAACAAUGCAGCUCAGGGAAUCCUGUCUUCGUUUUUCUUCAAGUAUGCAGAUACAAUUCUGAAGAAGUAUUCAUCAACUGUUGCCACUAUUUUUACUGGAAUAGCAUCUGCUGUUCUGUUUGGACAUACCCUUACUAUGAACUUCAUCUUAGGAAUCUCUAUUGUAUUUAUCUCGAUGCAUCAGUUCUUUUCACCUCUUGCAAAGGUCAGGGAUGAGACACAAAACGACAGUUUGGAAAUGGAUUCUCAGAACAACUACAGGUCAAAGGAUGGAUCCUUCAUAAAUAUGGCCGCUGGAGCAAAUGAAGAUGCUAGCCAUCGCGUUGGACCUGAUGAGAAAGAACCCCUUCUUCCACAUUAGGUAUUACAGUCUCAGUUGUCAGACAGGUUGAUACAUAGCGGACUUUCAAUAUUUAGUUGAUAUGUUUCAGCGUCUUUGAUGGGUGGUUUUAGAGAAGGUGUUAAGACCUGUGUCAUUUACUAAUAUGCCCUGGCCAAACUUUAGGUCUGCUAUUUGAUCCCAUUUAAAUUGAUGAUGCCUUUAGACAAAUCAGGUUUAUAUCUAAAAGUAUUUGGCACAACCUACUCUAUAUUCCUAAUUAAAUAUUCAAUAAUAUUAUCUUAGCAUCCCAAUCAUGUAUUUGGCUGAAGCCCACAUGCAAGACUCUUGUCUUUUGUCAAUGGAUGUAGGCAUUUGCCAGUGAUAUCAUUAUAUUUGUGUAGGAUUUCCAUAGCCUUAAAAACCUCCUAGUUGCCAACCUUGUACAUUUGUUUACAAUGGUGAUUGUGU